Coccinella septempunctata (seven-spotted ladybird) is the source of this 4395-nucleotide messenger RNA. RefSeq lists its product as uncharacterized. The record is from RefSeq and is a predicted model, not a curated record. Bases 283 to 4233 code for a protein of 1316 amino acids. The transcript has 2 exons. Lineage: Eukaryota; Metazoa; Arthropoda; Insecta; Coleoptera; Coccinellidae.
UGCAUGUCAUUAGUACGAAAUGAAAGGAUUUUCCGAUUUUCCCAACGGACGCUGAACGCUUUUCCCCCUCGAAAGUCAGCGGAGACGCGCGUUUCUUGCAAGUUUGGCUCUUUGCGCCAGUGAGGUUUCCUGAGACUUCCGACGUCUGUGUUUGUAUGUGUGUCUGUGUGAUCAGCUGAGAGGAUAACGCCGCACUAUCUGUUGCCACUCGUUACUGUUGGUGGCCGUCACAAAGCCUGGCCGUCCCAAGGCAGUUCGCCCACAAAAGAUGCCCAGGAUUUCAUGACUAUGAACAAAUCCGAAGAAGUCUGUACCUACAGAGAUACCAGCCAAAAUAUUUAUGCAUCAGUGAAGAAACCCGCCUAUUUCGAGUAUGAUAUUUCCGAUGACAAGCCUGUAAAGAAAGAGAAGAAAUGGUCCUUUGGAAAUCUCUUCAGGAGAAAGAAGAAGGUGAACGAUUCCAGCAGUGAUGAUGAAGUGAAGGACAAAAAUAAAAGGAAAUCUGAGAAAAAGAAGAAACCGAUAACAUUCGACCAUGUUGUCAUUGCCCCUUCGCUAAUCAAGCCGGCAGAAGCUCACACCACCACAACAGAAAAGGACGAAGCUCAGUCAGUACUCACAUCUCAAACUAUCUCCAAUCACAGUAAAUCUUCGACUUUCGAAAGCCUAUCAAAGCAUCAGUCUGCGGUUCAGUAUCAACAAACUAGAAUAAAUUCUAAGACAUCGCUCGAUAACUUAAACAGGAAGUCUCGAAAAGAUUUGGCUAAAGUGCGAGCUGAGGCAAGGAGAACCUCGCUGAAUCGCAAUAGUAGUUCUGAUGAGGAUUCUCAGAGGUCAAAUUCCUCCCAAAAAUUCAGGAGCGAUGACAGUUUGUACAAAACGAGAGAUUCGUCUUGUAAUAGGAGAUCUAGAGCUGCAAGAACUGAGAGAUAUCUUAAACGUCAUUCUAGGGAUGGGGAGAACCCUAAUAAUUACUUGAGAAUCUCUAAGUCAGAUGCAGAAUCAACAUUCCUGAGGGUGUCUGACGAUAGUAACAAAUCGCCUAGCGUGAGUCCACAGCUCUACAAAUCGUCGUUUUCUAGUUUAUCUUCACAUACUCCCAGUGUCAUGGGAUUAUCGACCAUUCCACCUAGUCACACCCAUCACGGUAGGUUCAGGGUGAGCAAUUCAACUAGCAAUCCUUCGUACAAACCUCCUUUAUCAAUGAACGACUACAACAGCACUGCCAAGAGCUAUACGUCUCAGAAGAAUAAUGUAAUAUCGAAUAACCAGCGUAGCAUUUCAUUUGAUGCAGAUAUUCAUAGACCUCAUGAACAGGGGGAAGUCAUUUACGCUAAACUAGAACUAGGGAAGCCAAUGACAAAAAAUAUCACUCUUAUGGAUGAUUCGCAAUUGAGAAGAUAUUAUAAUGUUUAUCAACCUCCCGCUCCUCCUCCAAGGGACCCAAAGAGGUUACACGGCUCUCUAAUUCUGGACACUCUGAACCAUAACAGUUUCAAUGAUGUAGUUUCAACGACAAAUAAAUAUAACUUCCCGAAUGAUAUUCCCCUAACACAAGUCAGAAGAAUCAAUUCUGUUAAUCGUCCAGCUUUCAAGUCAUCUUCAGAAAAUCAUAUUCCAAGAGAAACACCAAUUAUAUUAUCUCAAAGACCGUCUUCAACGACUCCUGUUACAAACACAGGAAGUAGUUUAACGGAGAGUAGAAAUCGUUCAGAAAAUUAUCAAUAUUUGACAGACAAGCAACCAAGGAGUAGAAAACCUAUUUUUAUUCAGAACGAUUCGAAGAAACCUAAGGAACCAAAAGAGAAUAUGAAUCAGGGUCAUAGUAUUUCUGUUUCCAAAGAUACAAGUAGUUUUCUCGAACAAUUACAAGCUAAAAAGUCUAACAGGUACAGUCGAGGUAGCAGCCCUCAGAUAUUCAAUUGCGAAACUAAGCUUCAGACAGAGAUAUUCCUUCCAAGUGUUCUUCCGAAAAAUGGUAGCGAAAAGCAGCAAUCCCUGAAUGAUAAUGAUAAAAGCUUGCAACAAAAAUCUCUGGACAUAGUCAACCAGAAUACUAUUGCCGUUGGAGAAGAAUCUUCCAAAACAAAAUCGGCAAAUCUGGAAGAGGCACUAAAUGAACUCGAGGCUAUUUAUAAUAGUUUGAAGCUUGGUGAUGAGGAUUUAUUGGAAAUGGCCGAGAAGAGAGAGAAAGAGAUUGCUACCCAAAAGAUGUUAGAAAGUAAUGGUCAAUACCAUUUGAAUAAUGGUACAAGAGGGGCCUUUAGUGAUUCGGGUUUCAGCUAUGAGCCUUUCGACUCUCUAGAUUCCCGUAGGCGAAGAAGAUACUCGCGAAAAUCUUUGCGAUCCGAUGAUAUGGCUUUCAGAAAGCUCCACAAAUCGGAGAGAGCAGCAACCAUAACAGAUCCCCAGGCAGUGAGUUACCUAUUGACUUCUCCCAUCUACAAAGAUCGGCAUUUUGAUGAAAACUGCGACCCGAACGAGCCAGAUGUAACUUUGGACGAUGUGGUUUAUAGAAACAUCAAGCAGUCAAAUAAGUCGAAAGUACCUGAACAUCCUCCGCCGUUUGGUAUACCCAUAGGUCCAAUAACCUUGGCCGCUAACAGUGACUAUCUUCAUGCUAUUGCUGACGAUGAAUCAGUUAAACCUAGCAGGAUGCCGGAUUUGGUAAAGGACGAUUUGGCAUUCAGGAAUUUACGGAAGGAUAAUACCAAAGAGCCUGCUUUGCCACCAGUGUCGCCCGACGAUUGGAGAAACAACAAUUUGACAAAUUCUCCACCAAGUCCCCUUAACUCAACCAAGGUGGAUUUGUCAGAACUGAGGAAGAAGAGAGCUGUCCGUUCGAAAUCUGCAAAUAUAGGCAGCUUGAUCAGUCAGGAAGUCAUCGACAGAGCUUCUAGAAGAAACGCUCGUGACAAAAAUGCGGAAUACAAAACAUUAACGGAUAUCGCUGAUGCUAUGCAAAUCGCAAGGCAAGUACUUAGGGAGAAAGAGAGGAUGUCCAAUGAUAACAAAAUAGGAUCUUUGAGCGACAAUGACUCCGCAUGUUCGAAAUACUCACGUUUUCGCCAACCCUACAAAAUGAGUAAAGACCAGAAUGUAGCUGAGGAUAAAAAAGAAGUCAAUUCGAACUAUUCACCCAAAGUACAGGAAUUAGAAGAAACUCGAAUUAUUGAUGAAAUGCUUUUAGCUCUGACGAAUAAAGAAGAACCUUCGACAACCAGAAAACGUCAAGUUAAAGAAUCCACGCCAGAUCCCGUAUCAUCUUUCGAAGAUGGAAAGCUCGCACCACUCUUCAAAACAAAUUCCUUCGAAGAUGUACUCACGGCGUUGGCCAUAGAAGCGAAAGAAGCGAGUGAUAAGUUCACUCAAGAAUUGAAAGAACUGGAUGUGAAGAGGCCCGAAGAAGAUGAAGUAUCGAAAAGUAGUUCCGCAGCUUCCUGCAGAAAGCUACUAGAAGCUGCAGUGGAAGUCCAAUCCCCGAAAACAGUCGAAAAAACGAAGGAAGAAGACGAUGUUGUCUUAGAAUCUGUCGCUACGAUAAUCUUCACAAAACAGAAAGCUGUGGAAUCUGAUCAUGACUAUGAGAAUAUUGCAUCCGAUAUAGAAAUGAAAUUGGAGGAAAAUCUAACAAAUGACGGGGCUAUGGUAAAUAUCAAUUCAGAAGAUGAUGAAAAACAGACAAUUAACAAUAUCGAAAAUAAUCAAAUUCAUCCCGAUACCGAGAUUCAAGACAAUGAAUCUCGAGAUACCUCAGGUGAGAAGUGUGUCGAUGUUGUGAUGUACAAUGCUUCUAGCAUAAAUGUUUAUAGUGACAUGAGCUCUACAGACUCUUGUCUGUCGAAUAGUGGCAGCUUUCGUGUCCAUCCCCAUGCAUCUCCUAGCAAUGAAAAAUCAGUAUCGCGUAUAGAGUUGAGUCAGAGUUUGAAGUCACCAAAAUUAGUUUUAGAAACUUCAAAAUUGAAUGAACACCAAAAAGAAAGUUCCAGUGCAUUAUACGAAAUAUCUUACAACAGUAUGCAAGCUUCUUCGAGCCGAAAUUUUUUAGAUGUGAUGAACAUCCCUGAUAACAAUCACAAACCGAUUUGCUUUUUCGAUAAUAAUCCUGCAUCCAUGGCCAUUGCAUGCUCCUAUGGUAUAGCAUGUCUUUAUCAGCUGGCUGCUUUAGAUUUAUUCACUAUUUUGGGCAUCAUACUCGCCAUGUUUACCUUUAUAGCUACCUUAUUUUUUUAGCUUCCAAUCAUUGAGAUUGAAGGAAAUUUUCGAAAAUGCCUCAUUGGGCCACAACCUACCAGUUACAAUUAUUGUUCGAUGCCAAAUAUAAGAAUUAAGUGUAUUGUAAAUACAUGUUGUAUGUUAUGUUGAAAUAUUUAAUAAAUGUAUUUUAGUUAUUGA